Oppia nitens is the source of this 4288-nucleotide messenger RNA. RefSeq lists its product as uncharacterized. NCBI's taxonomy places the organism in Eukaryota, Metazoa, Arthropoda, Arachnida, Sarcoptiformes, Oppiidae. Bases 1 to 4161 code for a protein of 1386 amino acids. The transcript is spliced from 6 exons. The record is from RefSeq and is a predicted model, not a curated record.
AUGGUUGAAAGGUUAAUAUUCAGGGAUAGGUGCACUACUGGCACAGGUGGGUAUGGCUUUUUAACCAACGCCUCAUGUGUGUUGGAAACGACACGACAGGAUUUAUUGGGAAAGCGAAAGGAAAAGUUAGUCGACAAUCUAAUUGUCAACAGCGCUACUGCUUCUUCUGCUAGUGUUGAUGGUAAUGGUAGCUGUACUGGUGGUAAUGCCCGUAACAAUUCUGGUACUGGUGCUGCUGAUGGUCUCACCAAUGGAGAUAUAACAUUUAGACGACAAUUAAAUAAUAUAAGCCCAUCGUCUCAAAGUCUAACUCAUGGCAGUGGUGCUGGUGUUUCACAACAGACUCAAUCAACAAUUUGUCUGAAAUCUGGUAAAACAAGUAUAGGUAGCCCUAGUAGUCCUACUAAACAACAACUACUUGUCAAACAUAGCAGCCUUUCUUCUCCAGUUGGAUGCAGUGGUGCGUACAGUGAGAGCAGCCAACAAAUCUGCCUGAGCUGCCAGUGCUGUUGUUGUCAGUGCCAGAGAGACGACGACGACUCACCGUCCCAUUGGGGAUCAGAUACUGGUUUUACUAUUGACAAGACUAAGGCUGUUCACCUCAAUAGCAACCCCAGUAGUAGUACUAAUAGUGGUGCGAACGUCCCGAUUGUGCGAUCCGUUAGUUCCUUAGCAGUAGUAACCGGUCGGCCAUGUAGUCAGUGCUUAGUUAGCACUUGUGCUGACUGUUGUUUAAAAAACUUUAAAACAACAGACUGUUCAUCCAAUGACUUAUCAAACAAAACCAAUCAAAUCAACGCUAUUCAACAUAAGUGCUAUAAUAAUACUUCACGAGUCAAAGACUCCACAUCUGAAGAGCAACAGAUAAUACCAGGAUUUGUGGCCCAAAGAAAAAGCGAGUUUCUUCAGCGACAAGUUAGUGAACCAGUACUUAGUGGUGGUGGUAAUCACCACCUCAUCUUCAAUCAUCAUCACCAACAAAACGAUAGCAACACUUAUGUCCAACAGAUUGAUGAUCACCAACAGCAGCAGCGGUGUCAUCAACAGUUGUUAGACAAAGACAACAAAAUGAUUAAUAGGGAUAACAAAAGUGAUAUAAUCAACAACAAAGAUAUGUAUAACCAAUACGAAGUGAUCAUGAAUUCAGUGAACAACAGCAACACUAACAACAGGUUUGACAGACAACAAGUGGUCAGCCAUCACAUGAAUGGCAAUACCAGCGAUGGUAACAGUGAUGACAGCGAGUAUGAGCUACAGUACGGACCGGGAAUUGUCGAUAGACUUAAACACAAGUUUAUGAGUAUUUCAAUACAACAGCAAAACUUAAACAGAUGUGUGUUUCAUACAAAUAAAUUAAAACGAUUUUCAAGUCUUGAAUGCAUUUCUGUAAGCAAUGAUUUGGCUAAUUAUACUUCAAGAGAGUCACCGAAGCAGAGCCGCUGUCAGCACAUACCAAAUGGCUUAAAGUUGUCGUCGAAAGGAAGUAAUGAUUUGGUGGCCAUAAAUGGUGGCACAAGAUUGUCAUACAUGGACGGCGGGGGAAAUACAGUCAAUGGCACUCAACUACAACACAACAAUAACAGCCAUCGAUUGUAUGUACAAAAUCAUAACCAUAAAAAUCUAUACAACAGUAGAUCCAUGGCCACUGUGCCGGUCAUCAAACGGGCUAAAAGUAUGGAAACAUUGGUGAUGCAGUCGUUGUCUGACCAUCAGAUGAACACCACAGACAGGAGUCGCCAACCCGUCAACAAUUGUUUAUCGCCUACUAAUCAGUUGUUGUCGUUAUCGCCAGAAACACCUCUUUCUAAUCAAACAAACGAUUUGCUAUUUCCACUCAAUGACAGUACUGUUGUUGUGAUUGAAAACAGUUGUGCAGAGAGUAGUGACAAGAGUCACACCAACAACAAUAAUAACAGUGCAAACAUACAGAUGAACAGUCAAUCGUCAUCCGCUGCCGAUAUAAUGAAAAGUGUUAGUCAUAAUAAAGGCCUCAUCGAUGAGCUGCCAAAACCAGAUACUGUUAAGACAUACAAAAAGUUAUUUGAACCGAAAAAUAGUGAAAAGACCAGUGAAGAUACCAAUAAUGGCAAGACUACUACUACUUCCACUACUACUACCAGUCCCGCCGUAAACACUAAUAAAUUAAAAAAUUAUAAGAAAAGCCAAAUGACUAACGGUUCCAAUGGUACCAAUACUUCUAAUACCAGUACUACUUCUACUACUACUACUACUAGUAGUGGUAGUAUUGGUUCUAAUGUCAAACGAAAACCACCGGUGCUUCGGGCGACUACAAGAAGUGCUCAAUUAAAGACUCAGACGUCUACGUUGUCGUCGUCUAAUGAUUCCCAGCCAAUAAACAAAUCUCAGUCAUCAUUGCCUCAAGUUAUCCAAAGUAUACCCUCACCGACCAAAAGGAUUACUAAUACUAACACCAACUUAACAACAACAACACCAACAAUGAAUGGUAUGAACGAUAAAAAUAAUAAUAAUUCACACAAAAGUGCCAACAAUUCAAGUGCUGUCGUCACACCUCCUCUACGAAAGCCUCCCAUCGCUCCCAAGAGACCGUCGCUGACACAGAAGGCUAUCACAGACAAUCAAACGUCUGUAAAUAAUGUUGGCUUAACUAAUGAGCCGAUAGAUGAAAUUGAUAGCAAUGAUGAUAAGCAAAGUUGUGUCCCAAUGAUGAUCAACGGUUCCGCAGAUUCUUCAUCAUCAGCAUCUGCUGCUGACUGUUCCAGCAAUAAUCAAACCAAUCAAAUAGUAAAUCAAGAAUCAAACGCCACUUCGCCGCCGUUAAACUCGGUCGACAACAACAGUCUAGUAGUAAAUAGUAGUAAUAAAUCAAAAGUCAAUAAACCUAUCGCUAAUAUUAAACCUUUCACUCAAUUAAAUAAUAAUAAUCAAAACGAUGAUUACUUAACGGUUGGACGGAUUAAUAAUGAAAGACAAACCAAUGAUAAUGAAGAGCACAUUAUUAAUAACAUUUGUCGCAACGGUUAUGGCAAAGUGAAUGAACAAACAUUAAGUUCAACCAAAGUUUCCAAUGAAGACAACAAUCAAAAAGUUGAUGAAAAACAACAGCAGUCCAUAGCUGUUGUCAAUAAUAAUAGUAAUAUUAAUAAUAAUAAAAAUAAUGUUUCGCCAAAUUCUUCAUGUGAUACCACUCAACAACUUAAGACAAAACAAACAAACAAUACAUCCAUCACUUCCCAUACAAUUCCAGAUAAUAAUCAUCACUUGAUGGACCAAACUGUCGACGUCUUGAAACCGAGUAUUUUGUUGAACUCUGAAAAUAAUAGCACUAAUAGCUCAACAAAAUCGCCGAUUAUUAGUAGUUCACUCUGGAGUCCGGAGUCUGUCACAAAAAAAUCAGUCAACUCGUCGACCACUAGUAUUGUAUUUGAUUUCCGUGGCAAAGACGUCAAGUCCAAUAUAGCCAUACAGCCGGCACCGUUCGGUACGACCGCCGCCAAGCGGUCGACAAACGGCCGAAAUAAUUCAUCGGUAAACGAUAGCGAUAACGACGACGACAACUAUAACGGGUCUACGGAAAUCGGGCCGCCGUCGGGCAUAGUAUUUACCGGAGAAAACGUUAGGGUCGGCAAAGGAUCUCUAUUAGUGAAGAGAAAUAAAAAGUUGUCUCUUCAUUUCAACGAUUCCCUUACAAAGACGUUUGAAUAUCAAUCGGAACAGUCGUUUCUUGAAGAAGAAGAGAUGGGUAUAUCGACCGCUGCCGCCACCGAUGAAUUCAUAGUUAACGGUAAUAAUGGUAUUAAUGGUAGUAAAAGUGAGACACAAUCUGUGAUAAAUAAUGGCGAGUCUAAUAAUAAUAAUAAUAAUGGUAUUCAAUUAAAUUCAAGUUUGAAAACAGUUAAAAACAAUUUAGCACUGGGAGGCUCACAAGGUAGUUUGGGGUCAUAUAAACCUACAUUAAUUGAGACCCCUUUCGAGUUGGGCGUCUCGAGGACUAAUCAUAAGUCGACACCAAAAACAACAGGCGAUUCAACAACAGAUAAUAAUGGUAGCGGUGGUAGUGAUGUGAACAACUCCUCCUCAGCCAACAACAAUUCAUACGAGACUGACUUAAUAAAACCGGCCAAUCCUGAGGAGACCAGUUCGUGGUCGACAUCAUCCACUGCUUCUGACCUAUUGUUUUAAUUUUAUAAAAGAGUUGGUAUAAUCAUCAUCCAGUGUUAUAAUUAUUAUAAUCACAUUAUUAUUAUAAUCAAAUUGUUGAACAACGUAUAAUUUAAUUAUUAUUAUAUUUUUAUUUUUUAAAACAAAA